Molecule: messenger RNA, 5050 nt
Organism: Salvelinus sp. IW2-2015
Lineage: Eukaryota; Metazoa; Chordata; Actinopteri; Salmoniformes; Salmonidae
Source: RefSeq, a predicted model, not a curated record
AGCCCGUCUCCUAGAUGUGUCACAGUGCCGCUUCUCCCCCAUUGAGAUUCCCAUACUGUCCCACACUGUGCCCUCCUCAUCUCUUCCCAUCACUCUGGUCUGUGGGUCCCAGAGAAUUUCCCUGGUGGUCACCCAUCUUUAUCUCUCUCCCUCUGGACUGAGGGCUCCCACGCCCCACUUGGCCUCCCAUACAAUCACGCUGAUCUGAAGGCACCUACCGACCUGCAGCUUUUCAUUCGUUGACGCUUUUYUUGGGACCCGGCUCAAGAUGCCAGAGCCCACAAAAAAAGAUGAGAUGCCCAAUGGUGAAAAAGAGAGUGUUGCCACAGACAGUAGUGAGGCGCCAAUGCCCACACCUGAAAUAUCCCUCGAGGUCUCACCUCCACCCGCAGAACAACCGGUAGAGACUGAGGGGAAGGAUCCACAGCCCAUAGAGUUGAUUAAGCCUGUACAGCCAGAACCAGUAGAGAAUGGGUCUAAAGAACCAGAACCAGAGGCGGUUGCGGUUGCGGUCGGGGCUAAAGAGCAAGUCGAGUCUGUGAACUCUGAAGUAAAGGAGGAGGCCCCGGCCCCGUCCCUUUGCUCACCCCCACCGCMUGCAACCAUGAAGGAGGAAGCAGAGCCAGUUGUUACGGAGGUUAACCAACCGCCAGAGCCUGUUGUUACAGUGGUUACCCCACCACCACCCCCACCUCCAGAACCAGUUGUUACGGAGGUUACCCAACGUCCAGAGCCAGAGCCUGUUGUUACAGUGGUUACCCCACCACCACCACCCCAUCCAGAACCAGUUGUUACGGAGGUUACCCAACGUCCAGAGCCAGAGCCUGUUGUUACAGUGGUUACCCCACCACCACCACCCCCACCUCCAGAGCCUGUUGUUACAGUGGUUACCCCACCACCACCACCCCCACCUCCAGAACCAGUUGUUACGGUGCAGGUUACCCCACCCCCACCUCCAGCAGAUAAAGAUGAUGACGCUACAACCAACACCCCAUCACCACCGCCCCCACCAGAGGAUGCCAAUACAGCCAAGAAACUGUCUAUUGAGCUGCCUAAUGAUAGCGUCCAUGUGUCAGCCAUGGGGAGAAAAGACUCAGUGUGGUCUCUGGGAGAGGGACAGGCUCCAGAGGACCUUGACAAGCCCGUAGACACCCCACCGCUGUCCAGCCUGCUCAUAGAAAGACCCCAGGGCGGAUCCAUCACUGUGGGUGGAGACAUCUCCUUUGUUGCCAAGGUGGAGGCCCAAGACCUGCUCCGUAAACCCACCAUCAAGUGGUUCAAAGGGAAAUGGAUGGACCUGGCCAGCAAGACCGGAAAGCACUUACAACUGAAAGAAACCUUUGACCGACGCACCAAGAUUCACACAUUUGAGAUGCAUAUCAUCAAGGCCAAAGACAACUAUGCUGGAAACUACAGGUGUGAGGUCACCUACAAGGACAAAUUUGACAGCUGUUCCUUUGACCUGGAAGUGAAAGAACUGGAACAGUCACAGAGUGUUGAUAUUCGAUCAGCUUUCAAAAGAAGCAGUGAAGGACACGAGGAUGCAGGGGAUCUUGACUUUAGUGGUCUUCUUAAACAUAGAAACCAAAGGGAGCCCAAGCAGGAUGAGACCCCCGAAGUGGACGUGUGGGAGAUCCUGAAGUCGGCCAGGCCAGACCAGUACGAGAAGAUUGCCUUUGAGUAUGGCAUAACAGACCUGCGGGGUCUGCUCAAGAGGCUGAAGAAGACCAAGAAAGAGGAGAAGAAGAGUGAAGCUUUUGCCAAGAAGUUGGAUCCAGCAUACCAGGUGGACAAAGGAGGGAAGAUCCGCUUAGUGGUGGAUCUUGCAGACCCCACAGUAGAGCUGAAAUGGUACAAGAAUGGCCAGGAGAUCCGUCCAACUCCAAAUCAAAGGAAGUUUAUCUUUGCAGCAAAAGGGCACACAGCGGAGUCACUGGUCCGGUGUAAGAAUGGCGUGGAGGUACCGACCGGGCCCCGGUCACGCUACCGUGUCAAGUCUGAGGGGCUGAAACACUGGCUAAUCAUUGACGAUGCCUCAAAGGAGGACACUGGAACCUUCUCCCUUAUGGCCUCUGGGGGCACCUCUGAAGCCAAAGUCCAGGUUGAAUUGAAGCCACUGAAGAUUAUUCAAGAUUUGCAGGACAUGACAGUGCUUUUGGGCCAGCCACUGAAGAUGCACUGUGAGAUCUUCCCUGGGAAUGUUCCAGGUCGCUGGUACAGGAACGGACAGUUGAUCCAGUCCAACGACCGCAUCAACAUCCUGCAAAGAGCCAAGAACCACCGAUUAGAAAUUGUGAACAGCACCAUUCACGAUGCCGGGGACUAUACCUUUGUGCCAGAGGGAUACUCUCAGAGCCUCUGUGCCAAAGUUCAUAUCGUUGAUCCUCCCAGGGUGCACCUGGAGAGCUUGAACUUCCCUGACAACACGGUGACCAUUGUGGCAGGUAAACUCCGCGUGGAGAUCCCCAUCAGUGGAGAACCAGCACCCAGAGUGGUGUUGAAGGGAGAGAGGGUAAUCCUUGACUCGGGCCACCGUGUGCGAGCUGAAACCUUCUCGGACCACACCAGCCUCACCAUCGACAUCGCAGAGAAGGAAGACACAGGAAACUAGAUAGUCCUGCAGAAUGAGGCUGGGGAAGCAGAGGCUAGCAUCAAAGUCAAGGUGGUGGAUAUCCCAGACCCUCCUGAAGUUCCCCUAGUCACGGAGGUGGGAGGAGACUGGUGCUCUAUGACAUGGGGACCCCCGAUCUAUGACGGAGGCUCACCCAUCUUAGGCUACUUCAUCGAAAGGAAAAAGAAGCAGAGUUCCAGAUGGAUGAGGCUGAACUUUGACCUGAACAAAGAGACCACAUUUGAGCCUAAAAAGAUGAUUGAGGGUGUCCCGUACGAGGUGCGCGUCUUUGCUGUCAAUGCCAUCGGCGUGUCCAAACCCAGCGAGCCAUCCAAAGCCUUUGUACCCCUGGCGGUGACCAGCGAGCCCACCAUGCUGGUGGUGGAUGAUGUCACAGACACCACGGUGACCAUGAAGUGGCGUCCCCCAGACACCAUCGGAGCUGCAGGCUUAGACGGCUACCUGGUGGAGUAUUGCAUCGAAGGAACUGAUGACUGGAGAGUAACCAAUAAGGAGCUGACAGAGAAGACUAAGUACACCAUCACUGGCCUCCCUCCAGAGGCUAAGAUCCUGGUAAGGGUAAGGGCCAUCAAUGCUGCCGGCGCCAGCACUCCCAGAACACUUCAGCACUCUAUCCUGGUCAAAGAGGUCAUCGAACCACCUAAGAUCCGCAUCCCCCGUCACUUGAAGCAGACGUACACUCGUAAAGUCGGAGAAGCCGUCAAUCUCGUUAUUCCAUUCAUGGGCAAACCCAGGCCAAAGGUGAGCUGGCUGAAGGAGGGCCAGACGGUGGACCCCACGCAGGUCACUAUCCGCAACACAGACUGUGACAGCAUCAUCUUCAUCCGCAAAGCAGAGAGGAAGCACUCUGGAAAGUACGAUAUGAAGGUGGAGGUGGAGAACCACGUGGACACAGCCAUCGUAGACAUCCAGAUAGUAGACCUCCCAGGGCCUCCACAGUGUGUGAAGAUAGAUGAGGUCUGGGGGGGAAACGUGGCUCUGGACUGGACCCCUCCAAAGGACAAUGGCAAUGCCGCCAUUACAGGCUACACCAUCCAGAAAGCAGACAAGAAGACCAUGGAGUGGUACACGUGUAUUGAGCACUACCACCGCACCUGCAUCACCAUCACCGAGCUGGUGGUGGGGAACGAGUACUACUUCAGAAUCUACUCUGAGAACAUGGUGGGUCUGAGCGAGGGUGCCACCCAGACCAAGGACAGCGCCCUCAUCGUUAAAGAAGGCAUGCAACUGAAGAACCCAGAGUAYAUCGACCACGACUUCAAAGAGCCUCCCAAGUUCACCCAGCCCCUCAUCAACACCUUCGCCAUCGCUGGCUACAAUGCCACCCUCAACUGCAGCGUCCGCGCCAACCCACGGCCCAAAGUGAUUUGGAUGAAGAAUAAGAUAGCCAUCAUUGACGAUCCGCGCUACCGCAUGUUUAGCAACCAAGGGGUCUGCACCCUGGAGAUCCGGAAACCCAGCCCCUACGACGGGGGCAUGUACUCCUGCAAGGCCAUUAAUGACCUGGGUGAUGCACUAGUGGAGUGUAAGCUGGAGGUUAAAGGGGGCUUUACCUUCUCUGAGCUCAUGCAGCGUGGAGUGCCUUUACACCUGAUCGAUAAGUACAUGAGCGAGACCAAGGCCGUGGAGCAGCCAGAGAAGUAGUCGGACUGAGCAACCGCUGAUACGCCUAGGAUGCCCGGAAACCUGACGUCACACCACUAGUGAUCUGCCUCUAACCAGCAGUCGAGGGAGGAGCUGGACUUUGGCAUGGCAUGCUGUGUAUGGAGCUAGUUACCAUAGAAGAAGCCAAUUCAUCACCAGCUUUGUGUCAUCUCCUAGUAUUCAAAAGGCUCUGUUUAAGCUCAGUUGCAUGUUGGCAGUGUGUUGGCUGUAGCUUUUUAUUUUAGAUGAGUAGUGCGGGAAAUGUAUAGUAGGACGAACUGUAAUUUCCACCUAUGUGGACAUGUUUUGUCUCUGUUGGGAUUGGGAACUGUGUUUAGGGGAGGGGGCGAAUGUUGAAAUGUAUAAACAAUAUGGCUUGGUGUCUGUAAUGCAAUGUCUUGUGAUUAAAGAUUUAACUUCAGAAGAUACAAAUAUUAAAACAUUUCUGAUCAGGUGAUUUGCAAUGAGAAUUUACAGUAUUUCAUCAGUCCCUUUAAAAUGCUUCACAUUAGGAUUUUCUGAUUUCAUUUUCUGGUCUUGGAGUAUGAAAAGUAUAGUUGUCUGACUAAUGUUGAGAUUUGGGCUUUCAAACAGACAGUUAUCCAUCUUUUUGUUUAAGCCUUACACUGCAUGACACAUUGUGCUUUCUGUGCUCAUACUGUACUUCAUACUGUACUUGAUUAUAUUCUUAGCCGUCAGGCCAUCUGCGCAUGUUUUAAUCUUAAAUUUGUAAUGUAUGACUCCUGGAAUAAAAUAAAAACAUGUAACAUAUCA